Messenger RNA from Rhincodon typus (whale shark), 1050 nucleotides. RefSeq names its product P2Y purinoceptor 1-like. Gene Ontology annotation, cellular component: membrane. NCBI's taxonomy places the organism in Eukaryota, Metazoa, Chordata, Chondrichthyes, Orectolobiformes, Rhincodontidae. Gene Ontology annotation, molecular function: neuropeptide receptor activity. Bases 1 to 936 code for a protein of 311 amino acids. The record is from RefSeq and is a predicted model, not a curated record. The transcript has a single exon. Gene Ontology annotation, biological process: G protein-coupled receptor signaling pathway.
AUGGCGGAGCUCAGUACUAUCUUUCCUUCUGGACCGUUCACAUCCCUCGAGCCGGGCAACAGAACUUACUGUAACGUUAACAAAGACUUCACAGCGAAGUUCCUGCCGACCGUGUACACCAUCGUGUUUAUAAUGGGCUUCCUGGGGAAUUGCUGGGUGCUGGGAGAUAUGUGCUUGAGCCGGAGGAAAUGCACCAACAUCACUGUGUUCUUAUUUAAUCUGGGCCUGGCUGAUCUCCUGUAUGUCAUUAGCUUGCCCUUCCUGGUGGUGUACUAUGCCAGUGAACGCUAUUGGAUGUUCGGGAAAGCGUUUUGCAGAAUAACGAGGCUCCUGUUCCACCUGAACUUGUAUGGCAGCAUCGGAUUCCUCACCUGUAUCAGUGUGCAGCGGUACCUGGGCAUAGUGCACCCCAUGAAAGUGUUGGGCAGAUGGAAUCGCCGCCACUCGCUGCUCAUCAGCCUCCUGGUCUGGGGGCUGGUUCUAACCCAAACCUCAGCCGAUCUACAUUUCACCAAGACGAACCUCAAUGGCACCAAAUGUUACGACAGCGUUACGACAAAGGAACUGAAGCAGUACAUAAAGUAUAAUCUCGCCCUGUCCGUGAUAGCUUUCUUCAUCCCCUUCCUCAUCAUUGUCGGCUGUUACAGCCACGUUGUUCUGGUUCUGAUCCGCAACAACAACGUGGACCAAGGCUUGAGGGAUCGCUGCCUUAAGCUUGUGCUGAUCAUGACGGUUUUGUUUUCGCUUUGUUUCGCACCUUAUCACGUCCUGAGGAACGCGAACCUGAUCUCGAGGUACUUCCAACUCCAGGGCCAGUGCAUUCAAACCUUCAAAAACAUUUAUCUGGGUUACCAAGUGGCCAGGGCCAUGGCCAGCUUGAACAGCAUCAUUAACCCACUCGUUUACGUUCUGGCUGGAGACAAUAUGAAGUCAUGAAUUGAAAAGUUCGGAAGAGCUGCCCGUACUUUGUCCUCAACACCUACCAUCCAAGUGGCUGAACUUGAAAAGAACUUACUUAGCAACCUAUAAAUAUUCAAUAGCUUCACAGCA